CUGGAUGCUGAAGAUUGCCUCGCUUCUGCUCGUCGCUCUGUCGGCGUCUGCCCUGCCGGCAGAAACCGUCGACGACAUCGACCCAGCCGCUCGCGGCCUCGCCUUUGCGCCAAAGCCCUCUCCUCCCGUGCCCGACGUGGUCGACGACCCCGCCUGGCUGAUCGCCGCCUCCGGCUUCUGCUCGAACCUCAACGUCGUGAUGAAGGAGCGCGACGUGGCGGCGAGCGAGACGGAGGACGAUACCGCAGCCCACUUCAUGGCCGACAUCUCCUUCAACUUCUACCCGCAGACGGCGGUCAAGUUCACCGACUUUCCUCACCAUCUCGCAAAGACCAUUGCGGGCGACGCGGCAGAGGCGGACGCGCUGGUCUCGAGCGCGUGGGACCACAAGAACAUCGCGCUGCUCGAGCCGACGUCCACGUGCGGCGCUGACGAACACGACCAGGCUUGGGGCAUCUCGGUCUUCAAGGUGGAGGAGCACCGCCACUGCACGGACGGCGAGACUACAUGGGAGGGCCACCCCUGCGUCCACUACUCCGGCUACGUGUCGGCGGCUACGUCCAACUUUGUCAACGUGAACGAUGGGCGCUUUGUCUGCCAAAUGUUUGUCGACUCGUAUGUCGACUCGUAUGAUGAUUGCAUCGAUUAUUGCCAAGUUUACAUCCUCCCCGAUGUCUACGAAAUGUGUGUGGAAGCAUGCCGGGCCCUUCACCUUUCCUAGCAAGCCUCUACUGCAUCGUUGUCCGUCGUCUGCUGCUGUACAAUUUUGGCCUCUUCUCCGUCGCAAGGCCAAGGGCCCCGCCCCCAGGGAGGCGGGGCCCGCGCAGGGGUCAUCUAGUCCCACAUUUAUGAUGCGAUUCGACCUGCUUUUGAUCGGUCGAAAGCAGGGGUCGAAUCGAGAGAGAGACGCGAGAGCCAGGGGCGGCUCGCCUGCAGAGCCUCUCUCUCCUGCGCCAUUCUGCUUGUCUGUUUUGUGGCCUCUUCUCUCGUCUGUCGGUGUUUUGUCCCACCCUGAGCAUUGUGCUCUUCCCGCCCUGGGGUUGUGCUGUCUUCCUCCUCCUCCGCCGUGUGCGGGGGAGUCGAUCAGGCAGUUCACUUUGGGGGCUACGGGUAUCCCCCCUGGCUAUACUUUGAGAUUAGGCAUC
Molecule: messenger RNA, 1145 nt
Organism: Emiliania huxleyi CCMP1516
Lineage: Eukaryota; Haptophyta; Isochrysidales; Noelaerhabdaceae
Exons: 2
Coding region: 5-721 (238 amino acids)
Source: RefSeq, a predicted model, not a curated record